Messenger RNA from Chinchilla lanigera (long-tailed chinchilla), 3629 nucleotides. It is a transcript of the gene Mical1, whose product is annotated as microtubule associated monooxygenase, calponin and LIM domain containing 1. The transcript is spliced from 25 exons. The coding region runs from base 300 to 3512 and encodes 1070 amino acids. Lineage: Eukaryota; Metazoa; Chordata; Mammalia; Rodentia; Chinchillidae. Gene Ontology annotation, molecular function: FAD binding; protein binding. The record is from RefSeq and is a predicted model, not a curated record.
UGGCGCCUGUGUCACACCGCCGGUCCCAGCUGUCUGCGUGGGGAGCGUAGGUGGCGGGAAGUGGAGCCUGCGCAGGCAGAGACUGUGUGCCUCUGUCAAGAGGCAGGCAGCAGUGGAGAGGAGGAAAACUUUGUCCUUGGCAUGUGACACAUUCCACACCCAGCGUGGUACUGAGGCCAGCACGGGGCAGCGGCACAGGGAAGCGUCGGGGGAGACUCUCUGGGUCAAGCCGUCGCGCUGUCAGUAGCCGCGGGCUCUACUCAGCUGCUCCCCUCCCCAGGAACCCUGGAGGAGCCUCCAUGGCUUCUCCCACCUCCACCAAUCCAGCACACGCCCACUUCGAGAGCUUCCUGCAGGCCCAGCUGUGCCGCGAUGUGCUGAGCAGCUUUCAGGAGCUGUGCGGUGCUCUGGGGGUGGAGCCCGGUGGAGGGCUGCUCCAGUACCAGAAGAUCAAGGCCCAGCUCAACUACUGGAGUGCCAAGUCGCUGUGGGCCAAGUUGGACAAGCGAGCCAGCCAGCCUGUGUACCAGCAGGGCCAGGCCUGUGCCGGCACCAAGUGCCUGGUAGUGGGCGCUGGGCCCUGCGGGCUGAGGGCUGCUGUGGAGCUGGCCCUGCUGGGGGCCCGAGUGGUGCUGGUGGAAAAGCGCACCAAGUUCUCUCGCCACAAUGUCCUGCACCUCUGGCCCUUCACCAUCCAUGACCUGCGGGCACUCGGUGCCAAGAAGUUCUACGGGCGCUUCUGCACUGGCACCCUGGACCACAUCAGCAUUCGGCAACUGCAGCUGCUUCUGCUGAAAGUGGCAUUGCUGCUGGGGGUAGAAAUUCAUUGGGGUGUCGCUUUCACUGGCCUCCAGCCUCCUCCCAGAAAGGGCAGUGGCUGGUGUGCCCAGCUCCAGCCCAAUCCCCCAGACCAACUGGCCAACUAUGAAUUUGAUGUCCUUAUCUCGGCUGCAGGAGGGAAAUUCGUUCCUGAAGGCUUCACAGUUCGAGAAAUGCGGGGCAAACUGGCCAUUGGCAUCACAGCCAACUUUGUGAAUCGGCGGACGGUAGAGGAGACACAGGUGCCCGAGAUCAGCGGCGUGGCCCGGAUCUACAACCAGAAAUUCUUCCAGAGCCUGCUCAAAGCCACAGGGAUUGAUCUGGAGAACAUUGUGUACUACAAGGACGACACCCACUACUUUGUGAUGACAGCCAAGAAGCAAUGCCUGCUGCGGUUAGGAGUGCUCCGCCAGGACUGGCUGGAGACUGACCGGUUGCUGGGAAGUGCCAAUGUGGUAUCCGAGGCUCUGCAGCGCUUUGCUCGGGCAGCUGCCGACUUCGCCACCAACGGCAAGCUGGGGAAGCUGGAGUUUGCUCAGGAUGCUCACGGGCGGCCUGACGUCUCUGCCUUUGAUUUCACAAGCAUGAUGCGGGCAGAGUGUUCUGCUCGUGUACAAGAGAAGCAUGGUGCUCGCCUGCUGCUUGGACUGGUUGGGGACUGCCUGGUGGAGCCCUUCUGGCCCCUGGGCACUGGAGUGGCCCGGGGCUUCUUGGCAGCCUUUGAUGCAGCCUGGAUGGUGAAGCGGUGGGCAGAGGGCACUGAGCCCCUAGAGGUGUUGGCCGAGCGUGAGAGCCUAUACCAGCUUCUAUCGCAGACGUCCCCGGAAAACAUGCACCGCAACGUGGCCCAGUAUGGGCUGGACCCAGCCAGCCGCUACCCCAACCUGAACCUCCGGGCUGUGACCCCCAACCAGGUGCGAGACCUGUACGACGUGGUGGCCAAGGAACCUGUGCCAAAGAAGAGUGACAAGCCUGACACGGGGAAUCUGACCGCUGGGUCAGCAGACACCCAAGAGGAGCUGCUGCGCUGGUGCCAGGAAAAGACGGCCGGGUACCCAGGAGUCCACGUCACCAACUUGUCUUCCUCCUGGGCCGAUGGGCUCGCUUUGUGUGCCCUGGUGCACCGGCUGCGGCCCAGCCUGCUGGAGCCUUCGGAGCUGCAGGGCUUGGGCGCCCUGGAGGCGACCGCCCGGGCACUGAAGGUAGCUGAGCACGAGCUGGGCAUCACGCCUGUAGUGUCUGCAUGGGCAGUGGUGGCAGGCAGCGACCCCCUGGGCCUCAUUGCAUACCUCAGCCACUUCCACAGUGCCUUCAAGAACACGCCCGGCAGCCCAGGUCCUGUCAGCCAAUCCUCUCCAGGGACUUCCAGCGCGGUGUUGUUCCUUGGCAAACUCCAGAGGACACUGCAGCGCACCCGGGCCAAGGAGAACCAGGAGGAUGCCGGUGGCAAGAAGCCUCGCUUGGAGGUAGAGGCUAACACCCCAAGUACUGAGGAGCCACCUGCACCGGAGCCCAGUGUACCCCUAGAACCCCCAUCCCAACAGCAGGAGGAACCCGUGCAGGCUGGCGCCAGGGACCUGUGUGCCCUUUGUGGGGAGCACCUCUACAUCCUGGAGCGCUUCUGUGUAGAUGGCCACUUCUUCCACCGGAGCUGCUUCCGCUGCCGUGCCUGUGAGGCCACACUGUGGCCAGGUGGCUACGGGCAGCACCCAGAAGAUGGGCAUUUCUACUGCCUCCAGCACCUGCCCGGGACAGGCCACAAAGAGGAUAUGAUGGAUGGAGGCCGCACUAGCCCUGUAAGGACUGAACUCCCCAUCCCAGAUGAGGACAGUGUGCCACCAGGUGCCUCAAUUCCCACAGCCCUGCAAGAGGAGGCCAGUCCCACCCUGGACCCCAGCCGGCCUGCCCGUCGGCUGAUCCGUCUCUCCAGCCUGGAACGCCAGCGGCUGUCUUCCCUCAACAUUAACCCCAGCCCAGCAACGGAGCCACCACCCAAGCCCCCUCGCAGCUGCUCGGCCUUGGCGCGCCAGGCCCUGGAGAGCAGCUUUGUGGGCUGGGGUGUGCCCGUCCAGAGUCUGCCUGUUCUUGACGCCAUGGAGGAGGAAAAGAGUUCCUCUGAAGAGGAAGAGGACGAUGAGCCUCUGGACUCAGACUUGGAACAGGCCCUGUUGACUAUGGCUAAGAAUGCAGGCACCAUGAACAACUACCCAACAUGGCGCCGGACUCUGCUGCGCCAUGCUAAGGAGGAGGAGAUGAAGAGGUUCCACAAGGCCCAGGCCAUCCAGCGGCGACUACACGAGAUUGAGGCUGCUCUGAGGGAGCUGGAGGCUCAGGGCAUGAAGCUGGAGCUGGCCUUGAGAAGCCAGAGCAGUUCCCCAGAAGAGCAAAAGAAACUCUGGUUAGAACAGCUGCUACACCUGGUCCAGAAGAAAAACAGCCUGGUAGCUGAGGAGGCCGAGCUCAUGAUUACGGUGCAGGAACUUGACCUGGAGGAAAAGCAGUGGCAGCUGGACCACGAGCUGCGAAGCUACAUGAACCGGGAAGAAACACUAAAGACAGCUGCGGAUCGACAGGCUGAAGACCAGAUCCUGAGGAAGCUGGUGGAUGUAGUGAACCAGAGGGAUGCCCUCAUCCGCUUCCGGGAGGAGUGCAGGCUCAGCGAGCUGGCCUCAGGGACAGGGCCCCUGGGCUAGGAGAGCACUGCUUGCCUUCUUCCCGACAAAAUGGGCUCAUGCCAGGACAGUGCCAUCCCGACUCAUUGGGCUGCCUGGAAGGGAGCCUGUUUACAAUAAAAACGCUUCUGCCAGAAA